Molecule: messenger RNA, 1531 nt
Organism: Ochotona curzoniae (black-lipped pika)
Lineage: Eukaryota; Metazoa; Chordata; Mammalia; Lagomorpha; Ochotonidae
Gene: ZCCHC17
Product: zinc finger CCHC-type containing 17
Exons: 8
Coding region: 152-871 (239 amino acids)
Biological process (GO): RNA stabilization
Molecular function (GO): zinc ion binding; RNA binding
Source: RefSeq, a predicted model, not a curated record
CCUAGGCGCGCUGAGUCUUGUGGGUGCUGGAACCGCGCAGAGUGGGAUUGGCGUCCGGCGCGGUGCGGCGGCAGCGAGGUCUGAAGCCGAGCCUGUGACACCCGGAUUAGCUCUAGCAGAAGAGAAAUGGAGGAGCCGUAGAGCAUCAAGAAUGAAUUCAGGAAGGCCUGAGACCAUGGAAAACCUGCCUGCUCUCUACACUAUUUUCCAAGGCGAGGUUGCUAUGGUAACAGACUAUGGAGCCUUUAUCAAAAUCCCAGGCUGUCGGAAGCAAGGUCUGGUGCAUCGAUCUCACAUGUCAUCCUGUCGAGUGGAUAAGCCCUCUGAGAUUGUAGAUGUCGGAGACAAAGUGUGGGUGAAGCUUAUUGGUCGAGAGAUGAAAAAUGACAGGGUAAAAGUGUCUCUCUCCAUGAAAGUUGUUAACCAGGGGACUGGGAAAGAUCUGGAUCCCAACAACGUUAUCAUUGAGCAAGAAGAGAGGCGGAAGCGGUCCUUCCAGGAUUACACCGGGCAGAAGAUCACCCUUGAGGCCGUUCUCAACACUACCUGCAAGAAGUGUGGCUGUAAAGGUCAUUUUGCAAAAGAUUGUUUCAUGCAGCCUGGUGGGACCAGAUACUCUCUGAUACCUGAUGAGGAAGAGGAGAAAGAAGAGGCAAAGUCAGCAGAAUUUGAGAAGCCUGACCCCACAAAAAAUUCUUCUAGAAAAAGAAAGAAAGAAAAGAAGAAAAAGAAACAUAGAGACAGGAAAUCCCCCGACUCUGACAGCUCAGACUCUGAGAGUGACUCGGGCAAGAAGGCCAGGCGCACGUCCAGCAAGGCAGCCAAGGGGAAGAAGAAGAAGAAGAAGCACAAGAAGAAGCACAAGGAGUGAGAGCAGGAAGCACAGGGGGCACUGGGGAGAGGGAACCAGGAGCCUGUACCAUGGAGCUCCUGGACACUGACUGUGGCCUCCCCCCUCACCGACUUGCUCCCUCGGAGAUGGUGUCCUCACGCAGCAGACAGCUUUGGGCGUUAGGAUUCAAAAGCAGCUGCCUAAAUGAGUUUCUUUCUGUAUCACUUCGCAGUGACCCCUGCAGUCUAUCCUUCAUUACCCGACAGCCUUCAUUCCAGGGAGGUCUUGUUACCUUCCCCAGCUGCCGUUGCCAGGCUGGACUCCUGUACAGGAGUCUAGACUAGAUCCACAGAUCCUUCUGUGGAAGUGAAUCUGGCAAUAGCUGGAAACAGUGAUUGGCCCCUUCCUGUUGGCCUGUCUUGGCCAACUGGUGGAUGGUCUCUGCUUCAUCAAGCACUGGGCAGGAUGGAGAAGCUGGUAAAGUGGUGCUCACGGUCUCCAUUCCCCCAGCACUGUCCUCCUGUGCCAGCAGCGACAGUCGCACCAGUCAGAAACAGCCAUUGUGAGUGAACUUGUGUAUGACAUUCCAACAGACCACCAAGUCAGACAUGAAGCCAAGAUCAUUGCUCUGCUUUGUAUUUGAUACUGUGAGUCCAUUGAUUCUACUUCAGAUCUAUGCUUAAAUUCCUGGCACCAAAU